Bicyclus anynana (squinting bush brown) is the source of this 7177-nucleotide messenger RNA. RefSeq names its product spermine synthase (gene Sms). The record is from RefSeq and is a predicted model, not a curated record. NCBI's taxonomy places the organism in Eukaryota, Metazoa, Arthropoda, Insecta, Lepidoptera, Nymphalidae. Gene Ontology annotation, molecular function: spermine synthase activity. The transcript is spliced from 7 exons. The coding region runs from base 157 to 1278 and encodes 373 amino acids. Gene Ontology annotation, biological process: spermine biosynthetic process.
AUUAGCCGUUUGUCAUUGUAAUUUGUGUCAAAUAUUUUUAAUUCUAUCAAAUCAAAUCAAUGAAAUUGUCGUCUGCUUGAACCUUUCGAUAUUUUUGCCGGUCUCCGUCCAAUUUCUAAAAUUCUACAGAAAGUAUAAUAAAGGAAUACUACUGAGAUGUCGGUUCAAACAAUAUUAUUGGACUUCUCAAUGGAUCCCGCCCGGUUGGGUGACGAGAACGGUCAGAAAGCUGUAUUUACUCAAUUAGAAACCGUGCUGAAGGAAUAUGUGCCUAAUCUCAUCUUAGCCACUGAUAUUAAAGUGGACGGUGGCUCUCUGAAGCUGCUUACAGGGAAAGCAGGUACAACAGUGUCCGUAAGACUGUUUGAUCGAGGCCUUGUCACUGUAAAUAUUGAAUAUUAUAAAGAAGACAACGAGGAACCAUUAAUCAGCUUCAAGAGUUCAAAGCUUCUGGAAAGUUCUGUACGAAUUUCACUGGAGUGUGUCCGACUAAAACUAUUGCCAACUAUAAAACGUGGCUAUAAAUAUGACGUUUACCUAACAAGCUCAGACGAGAGACUGCUGGAGUAUGACAUCGACGGCGUGCUGUUCGACGAGCAGUCGUCGUUCCAGAAGGUGCAAGUGGUGCAUUCCAAAUCCUUUGGGAACAUUUUGGUGCUAGAUGAUUUACAAAAUAUUUCAGAGGCUGACCUUAUUUACACAGAAACAUUGAUGCAAAGAGGCAAGGAGAGUUACGAAGGGAAAGAAAUCGUCAUUUUGGGUGGCGGCGACGGUGCGCUGCUGUACGAGCUGCUGAAGGAAAAGCCCAAGUACGUGUGGAUGCUGGAGAUUGACGAGCUGGUGAUGAAGGCGUGCAACAAACACCUCAAGUCCAUCUGUGGGGACGUGCUCGAGAGGAGAAAGGGACCUAAUUUCGAGAUAAUCGUGGAGGACUGCAUGCUGACGGUGAAGCGAUUCACGGCCGAGCGGCGCAAGGUGGACUACGUGUUCGGCGACCUCACCGACAUCCCCAUCUCGGACGAGGGCUGCAGCGAGCUGUGGGAGUUCAUGGUCGGCAUCCUGCGCGCCGCCUUCGACAUCCUCAAGCCCAGCGGCAAGUUCAUGACGCACGGCAACGGUGCAACUUCACCUGAAUCCCUCGAGUUGUACGAACAAGUGCUGAUGAAAAUGAAACCGGCGGUCACGUUCAGCAAAUGCAAGGCCUUCGUGCCUUCGUUCAUGGAAGACUGGAUCUUUUACCAGAUAGCCUUCAAGGAGACGGCGAAUAGCGACGAAUAGCGACCAAAGAAUACCAUUGUUCCUUCUAGUUGGUAAGUUAGGUUAAGUGUACGCAGUGGCGUAACUAGAGUGAUAAUGCUGGCAAAAUGUCACAUGCCCAAGAAAUUGAGAAGCGUUUGAACUAAAGCCAUACUCGAUGUGCAUUGUUUAUCAACUAGCAAAUUCAAAUUAGGGUAUAAAGUGACGGUCAUUUCACACCUAAUGAUAAUUUUAUUUAACUCGUUCUUAAAUUAAAUAAAAUCAUAUUUGAUUAAUAAGCUUAAACAAUUAAAUAUAAUGAAAAAAACUGUGUCAGCUCCGACACACGAAUGGAGUUUACUCUUUUAGAUCAACUGUUUAUAUAUCUGUAUGUUGACCCGCAGCAUACACUAUGUACGUCUAUGCCUAAAAAGUGAAAGGUGCGCAACCGGGGAGCAAGUGGGCCGCGUUCACGCAAGCAGCACACGGCGAAAGGUGCGCAGAAUAGGUUGCGCACUAAAAACGUAACGCUGUCAUUCGUUCAUCGAAUUUUACUGCCCUACUUAAUUUUACUAUAAUUUUUUUUCAUUCCGAAAGCUACAUAUGAAAAAUCUAUUCUUGAGGAGGUAACUCCAAGAACAAUAUCAUAAUCAUUUCUAUUUUUUUUGAUGUUGAAUGAACGAACGAACAGAACGAAUGAACAGUGCACAUCGAGUUUGUCUUUAAUAUAGAUCCCUUGGUCGAGGGAUCAAUUUACUUCAAAGUAAAGUGGACCUUAUCACUACUGUAUAAAGUUUACUAUACUGUGAGUUGAUGCUUAAAUUUUAAACCGUAUUUAUAAAUAUGGCCAAAUAAAUAAUCUAACAUUUAACCACGAAUGGUCAGUUACGCCACCAAUGAGUUGUAAAGAAGGUCGAGAAACCUCGGCGGCAAAAGUACAAAUUAAUAAUGAUUUAUUAACUUCGAGCGUUUUUGAAAGCAUAUUAUGAAUUGAAUAUCGGUUUUCGUUAAAAUAAUAUUAGGUACUACUUGCUAUUACUACUAGUAUGUCGUUGUCGUUGAUAACAUAAUGUUAGAUGAAUGCAAAAACGAAUAUUCAAUGAAAAACGACAUUGUGACUUAUUAUUUGAAUGGUACACCGAGAUAUACAGGGUGUUAUGGUGUAUUAAAGUUAGUUAUCAUUAUGUCUCGCGAUUAUUUGCCGCCUUGUGUGUUCCAAUCCUUAUAACAGCUGAAGUGCUGGUUCGUAUGUUGUAUUACUUGUCACAAGUGCACAUUUAUACACAAUUUUACCUAAUACAUAAUAUCAUAAGAACCUGUGUCGAUCAAGUGUUUUAAUAUAAUAUAUAUUAUAAAAUACCAAUUGGGCCAAUUAACGGUUAAUUAUUAUUAUUAUUGAAAGAAAUUAUUUCUGUAUUUUAGUAGCUGGUACCCACUACCGCACUUUUUAACAUUUGCAAAAUCAGUCUCUAUUUAAAAAAAAACAAAAUGCCAGACUAAGUAUUAAUUCUUGGACCAAGGAACAAAAUAUUUAUUUAACUCCUCAAAUGCUGCGUGUAUUUAAUUAUAAAAUUAUACUAAUAAGUAUUUUCAAAUAGAUGCACAAUCUGUAAUAACUAAUGACAUACAAUUAUAAGUUGGUCGGCUAAAUCACAGAGUAAACUAUGGUUUUUCAAGUUCGUUGGUAUCCGGGCGACGGGAGAUGUAUGACUGCUGAAAAGGACAAUGGUCUGGUGUUUGUUGAUAGAAUUCAUAAGCGUCUACUAAUGUAAACUAUUACAGUUUGUAGAAAAUAAUUUAUUUAAUUUUAUGAAACAGAGCAAAAGGUCUAAUUAUGUCCAAAAACUAAAAUAUAUUCACAUCAAUUACAUUUAAAUAAUUGAGUAUGUCAACCAUACUAUUUAUACGAAUAUUGCAUAUAUCAGACAACUAGGGACGCGCACGAUACCGAAAAGCCAGUAUCGAAUCGAAUAAAAUAUCGUCAUUGAACUACACGUAUUCAAUGACAUCAGUUUAAUUUCAGUAGAACAAACAUAUAAACUAAUAUUUAUGACGAAUUAAUAUAAUUAUUUUGAAAUAUAUAUAAAAUAUUUUGAUUUUCAAACAAGAAAUAGUAAUUAAUUUAAAUGCAAUAGGUAUACCUAUUUAAUUUAAAUUACUUAUUUCUAAUCAUGACAAAAUACUGCUAAAGUUCACUCUUACUUGGCGGCAUUUUUCAUUUAAGUAAUAAAAUAACCAAAAUGUAAUAGUCAAACAUGUUAAUAACAAUUAUUAACAACAGUAAGCCAUAUGAUAUAUUUUAAUAAUCAAAGGAAAGGAACAAGUGUUUACAAACGUAUUUAUUGUUUAAGUAUGUUCGACAUGAUUUUAAAUAAAAGUAAAAAUAGUAAGUAAUUUCCUGAAGAUUACUUAUUGAUUACAAAAAUAACAGUAUCGAAAGGAGAUCGAUAAUCAUUAUUCGAUACUAUAAAGUAUCGAUACUUUUACGUGUUCCUAUGACAAGUCAUGCACUAUCGAUUCAACUGUGAACUGUAAGUCAGUUGUCACAUCGCGUCGUAAUUUCGUUGUUUGCGUACUUAAGCGUCUUGUAAAUCUUGUUGCAUUUUUCCAAUACUUAUCAAAUGAUUUUCUGUACCAACAUUCUUUUUUAACGACCGCUUAUGUUUAUGGACACCGAUUCUCCCGCUGAACUACUGACUUAAAACACUAUUGUAUUAAAUUCCACGUUGAUUUUUAGAUUUAAUUAUAUUCAUUUUUAUAAAGUAUGUAUAUUAUCCAUGUCUAAGCGAAAAAUGGGGAUCAAACCUACUUUUUAUGUUCUUCGAUCGAACCCAAAUACCCGGCUUCAUAAUCGUGGAAUAAUUAAGACUUCAAUUUAAAAAGUAGGUCUCUAUUCGUUGUUGACAAAACAUAACCUUUAAAACUUCAAACAUAAAUAUCUCGAAUUCCAGACUUCACAUAAUAUUAAACCAUAAGAAUAAAUUGUUAAGAAAAUAAUUAUCUAUCAUUUUAUAUUUUUUUCAUUCAUAGACGCUUAAAAAAAUGUCAGCAAAAAUUUGUUUGGAAAUAGACCAUUGUCCUUUGGACUGAAACUUCAUCAGCAUCAGUAUUAUUAUCAUGUAUUAAUGACCAAAGAAAAAAGAACUUUUUCGAUAACACAUUGCAAAUGUGACCUGCAAGCCAAUUCACUAACUUGUUUACCAAGUAGGUAUUAGUGAUUAAAGUUCGUUUCAUGUGGGAUGGUGCGGAUGACAGUUCAUUUCACUCUUGAAAGUUUGCUGCGAUUCACGAUAAUAGUGCGUAUUAUGAACAUCAUUUAUAUGCGACUGUAGGCUUACCUUACCCAUACUAUCUGAAAAACACUUUAGCAUUAAGUAAAAAAAAAUCUUUUGUAGGUUUGGGUGUACUCUUUUAUAAUAAGAUCCCCAAGACUGUGCCAAUGCAUUUUUUAAGCAUUGUGUUAAAAAACAUUUGCUUAGUCGAGGUUACUACAACAUUUAUGAGUUCCUUAAUAAUAAAGAUGCUUGGAGGCCGUUGCAUCAGCUUCCACCUUCACACAGGAAGUAAAACUAUAAGAAAUAAACAGUAAUUGUUAUCAAUUGUAAAUUAUAAUACUGUAUGACUUUUUCAUUUCAAAAGAGCAACUGUUGAGUUUCUUGCCGGUAUCUUCUCAACAGAACCUGCCUUCCGAACCGGUGGUAGAAUCUUUAAAAAAUAGUCAAAUAACGUGUCAAAUAAACAAAUAGUCAAAUAACGUGUCAAAAGUGCUUGUAAACUGAGCCUACUUGUAAUAAAUGAUUUUUGAUUUUUAUUUUGAAGUAAAAAUAGCUGACCCAUUCACUAAAUUGGUCUUUAUUAACAACCUAUUAAAAUAACACAUCAAAUCAACUGAGAAAUGUUAUCUACCUACUAUAUAAUCCACGAAGGGUUGUCAGUAAGCACCGGAUGACAUUUGUUACAUAGAAUCUCAAUUUCGUAACAUACGUCAAAGUUAGUGAAUUAGCCUGCAGAAUAGGGUUGUCAUUAAAAAUAUUGUAUUAAAAGUUAUAAAAAUAUUAUAACAGUAAUCUUGACUAUACCUACAUGUAUAGUAUCACACACUUGGAAUAUUUUUUCUUAAAAAGAGUACCAAAGAGUAUUUAUAUCAAUGAACUAUCUAUCUACCGUCUUUAGACAAUAAGUGAUCACUGCACCCUGCAUUAUUAAAUAAAAAUAUUGUGAUUUUAUCAAAUUUGUCACAUUGUAUAGGUAUUUUACUUUAACAAAAGUGCUAUUAAUAUUGCCAUAAACUAGGUAUACAGGGUGUCCCGUAAUUAAUGGAUGGGAAAUAAAUGGGAAAUACACCACCUACUUAUUUAAAAAUUAAUUUGAUUAGUUUUGAAAAAUCCGUAGGUUGUAUUUUUAAGUCGGGUCAUCUAAAUAAAUAAAAAUAAUUAUUGCACUCUAGAGUUUCUUCUUCAAAACAAAAUAUUAUUUCAAAAAUAGUAUCAUUAUACAUUGGUCAUCUAAUUUUUUUAAGAUAAUCUUGUAUUUCGUUCAUUAGAAUGACGAAUAAAAUAUAAUAUAAAUUAAAACUAAGACUACAACACAGUAUAUUAAAUUUAACGCAGUAUAUUAAAUUUAAAUUUAUUAAUAAUUAAAAUCAGAUUUAAAAUAUAAUUUAUACCUAUCAGCUAGUGUUAAAAAACUGAUUCAAGAUGGAAAAACUUAAAAACUCGGAUAUAAAAGUAUAAUUUAGUCACGUUCCGAAUUUUUGAAAACUAAGGAAUUUAGUAACAGAAAGUUAAGUGGUGUAACUCCCAAUUGUGUUUAAUCAAUUAAUUACACCCUGUAUAUUAGAUCUCCCACGUGAUUUACCCCUAAAUAAGGUAGCUUAGUUCCUAAUGUAAAUAAGUGCACCAGUAUUUUUUUCUCAAUAAAAAUAUAGCUUCAUUCGAUUUAAGGCAUUUAACUGCAUAAAAAUUUCCAAACGUCAAAAACGCUGUCGUCCAUUUUGUGACGUCACUAACACACUUGAUGUACUAAACGUCGAACUAAUUGUUGACUAAUAUUUUUGUCAAACACUCCAUUUGUAUGGGAUUUUUUAUAGUGACGUCAUGAAACAGUUGAAAUGUAGACUGUCAUGGCCGACGGGCAUUUUGGCUCAUAUUGUCUAAAACAUAUUUAAAAACUAAAAUUUUCAUGUAAUCACGUCCUCAAAAAAAUAUGAAAAAUAUUUUUUCAGUCUAGUAGAACGAUAGUGAAUUAUUUAAGACCAUUUAAAAAAAACUAGCUGACUUUUAAAAAAAACUGAAAGAUAUGGCAAAUAUUCUUUAAAGAAAUAAAAUUAAAAGAAUGGUAAACAACUAUGAAGUUCAUGUCAGCCACUGACCAUCCAGUAAGUUCAUGAGUUUGCAGCGCUAACGGCAGGACAUCCGAUAAAACUGAUUGUGUGUAGGUCGCGAUGACGUCAUGCAGAUCGCGACAACACAGUACAGCAGGGUUAUUCUGUAACUAUGUUUUGUAUAACUCGCAAGUGCGAGUUUCGAAUUUAUCUCUAACUCUCUCAAUCUAACACGAUACUAUAGAAAGAGAAAGAAGAGGUGAAUUCGAAAUUCGCACUAAACGUCGUUACAGAAUGACCCUACAGUUAUCGAUUUUCCAAUUAUAAUUAUUAUUUGUAUACAUAUUUUGUUCCUAAUGCAAUAAAGUAUUUCUAGGAUACCUUGGUCUGUAAGACCAAAUUAUUAUUUUAGUUUUUAUCCUAUUCAUGUAUAAGGUUGUAAAUAGUGUAAGUUUUUACCUAUGUACUGUUUACAACGGCUAUUAUAGUUUGCCUGAGUUUAGUGUGCUUUAAAAGUAUUUUUUUUCCGUUAGUGUUACUAGUUUUUAUGUUAGAAUUUAGAAUUCUUAUUGAUUUGUGCUUGUUUCCUUGUUUUACCAAUAAAAUUAUUUCAAUAAA